AUGCGCCCACUCGAGCUUACUGUUAUUACUUUCUUGGUUGUGACACUCUUCGUCACAAGCAGCAGUGCUGCAAGAAACUGCGGGACGAACGAAGUUUAUGAUUCGUGCGUGAACCCAAACUGCUACGGCACAUGCGGGAACCUCUAUCCAUCCUGCCCCAGAAUUUGCGGUAAAGGUGGCUGCAGGUGUCAACAAGGUUAUGUUCGUAAAAGUAAAGGAGGCCCAUGUGUACAUUGGUCUCAGUGCUGA
Necator americanus (New World hookworm) is the source of this 249-nucleotide messenger RNA. RefSeq lists its product as uncharacterized. Lineage: Eukaryota; Metazoa; Nematoda; Chromadorea; Rhabditida; Ancylostomatidae. Bases 1 to 249 code for a protein of 82 amino acids. The transcript is spliced from 4 exons. The record is from RefSeq and is a predicted model, not a curated record.